AUGUCUCACCGGCUUGUCCGCCUGGCUUCCAAGACCCUUAAAACCACGUUUGUGGGGCUCCAGAAUUCGGUACUUGGCGUCGACCAGUUUCGCGGCAUCCAGUUUGGCGAAAUCCACCGCCGUUGGACUGAUCCACGACUUGUAACAACUUAUCCAACCCCAACCUACGAUGCAACCCGGUACGGUCCCAUUGCACCACAGCCGCCAGAGGAUGUCCACGGGUACUAUGCAGUCGAAAGCUCCGUAGCACUUCCCUUUGAAGAAUUUAAAAUUCAAGAUGAGUUUAAGCUUUUGAACCUUACAAUUACUCGUCCCACAACGGCGGCAGGGAACGAAAAAAAGCUACCAGUGGCUGUGUUUAUUCAUGGCGGAUCUAACGCAACAGGUUCCGCAGCAAACCCACUAUAUGAUCCUUCCAAACUUGUUGCGAGGUCAAUAGAAAUUGGCGAGCCCAUCAUUGUCGUGAGUCUGCAGUACCGGCUAGGUGCAUUAGGGUUUCUUUACAUUAAUGGGCAGGGCAAUUGGGGGCUCAAGGACCAGCGUGUUGGGUUGGAAUGGGUGAAUCGAUUUAUUUCCGAAUUUGGCGGAGAUACUGAAAACAUUUCUGUUUAUGGGUUGUCUGCAGGUGCUUGCGACGUGUAUUACCAAACGCUUAUUUCGGCCAUGGCACCUAAAGACCAAAAGCCUCUGUUCCACCGGGUCGGCAUGAUGAGCGGUGUGGGAAACACAAUGCGGUUACUUUCGAUAGAGCGUCAGAAAAAAAACACCUUGGAAAUGUACAAGCACUUGAUCGGGCCUUCUAAAGAUGAAAAGUCUGUAGAUUUAGAGCUGCUGGAAAAGUUACCUGUGGAAAAGAUUGUUGAAUACGGGCUUGACCAUAAUGGGAUCAUCAAAGUUUGGUUUGGAACCGCUGAUGGAGAUUUAUUCCCCACAGAUAUGGAUCUUAUCCCAGAUACCGCAACCGCGUUCCCGGAAUCAGUUCUGGUCAGUGAUACCAAAGAUGAAGGGUUGCUCAUUAAGGAGUUUGUCGAUACAAUUGACAAGGACAAGCUGCACUCGACACUUAAAAGUUUAGAUCCUGUAGGCCCCAAAAUUGCAGCAACUUAUGGCAUCAGCAACGAUAUGCACGAUGGAGUCAUGAGUUUUUACGCGGAUCACUUGUUUAGCUACCCGAUCCACCAGUUUGCCGAGUACUUGUCAAACAAUACGAAAUCAGCAGUGUACCGCACCUGCUUCGAUACCUUGAACCCGUUCAAUGAAAUAUUUGGUGCCCAGCACGGUGUAGAUAUCUUGUACCUGUGCGGAACCUAUGUCGGGCUUCAUCCAAAUACUCACACAAAAGCGCGUGCCGUGUCACAACAACUCCAGGAUACAUGGAUUCGGUUUUUUAAUACGGGUCGUGCGUGGCAAGAUGCCACUAAAGUAUGCCAUUUUAAACAAGACUAUACAAAGGAGUAUUUAGAUGUUGCAGGGUUAGAGAAAACACGUCGGCUCGGACACUUUGAGGUCCAUGACAAGGUCGGCUACAAGGGCAUGGCCCAUGCUCUUGGAAACAUUUUCAAGUUAUAA
Molecule: messenger RNA, 1569 nt
Organism: Magnusiomyces paraingens
Lineage: Eukaryota; Fungi; Ascomycota; Dipodascomycetes; Dipodascales; Dipodascaceae
Exons: 1
Coding region: 1-1569 (522 amino acids)
Source: RefSeq, a predicted model, not a curated record